Messenger RNA from Fusarium vanettenii 77-13-4, 2101 nucleotides. RefSeq lists its product as uncharacterized. The transcript is spliced from 3 exons. The coding region runs from base 1 to 1161 and encodes 386 amino acids. The record is from RefSeq and is a predicted model, not a curated record. Lineage: Eukaryota; Fungi; Ascomycota; Sordariomycetes; Hypocreales; Nectriaceae.
AUGGGAGCCUCCAACCCGGAAAACCUGGCGUCAGGGCCAGAUGAGAAGUCUCCUAUCGAGAGGAAGACUGUCGAGAACGUAGCUCCCGAGGAGCCCUCAUUCGAACGAGCCCCGACACUACCCCCAAGACCUGUAUCGAUCCAGUCCAAGAACGAAGACCUCGACGAGAAAGCCCUGGAGGCUGGAUACGACGAGAAGCUGCCUCAACCGAACAACGGCUUCACCAUACAUCGCAAGCCUGUUUCCAACAAAACCCCUCCUCAGUCGAUCAAGAUCGACAAGUCGCAACCCGAGGACUUUGAGGGCGAGGUAGCCACCACAAACGAGCUACCUCCCCCCGAACUCCUCAAAAAGAUCGAAGACUACAUCGUUCUAGACCGCCAUGGAAAAUCGCAUCCCUUCUCGAGCCUAUACACGGGCAGCAAUGUAGCCCGACGUGUGCUCAUCAUCUUUGUCCGGCACUUCUUCUGCGGCAACUGCCAAGAAUUUCUUCGGUCUUUGUCUGACGCCGUAACUCCCGAAGCUCUCCUCCGACUCCCCGUCAGCACCUUUAUCGCAGUGAUUGGCUGUGGUGAUCCCGCCCUCAUCGACAUGUACGUGAACGAGACAAACUGCCGAUUCCCCGUCUAUACGGACCCGACGAGGUCUCUCUUCCAUGCCUUGGGCAUGACCAAGACGCUUCAGAUGGGUGCGAAACCUGCAUACAUGCGCAAGAGCAUGACACGGAGCAUUGUGGAUAGUAUUGUUCAGGGUGUUAAGCAGCUACCUACUGGAAAUGUUCUCAAGAUGGGCGACCAGCGCCAGGUUGGCGGCGAAUUCCUCUUUGAGCCGCGCAAUAUCCUCACACCAGUUACAACACCACGCGACGAAAAGUUCCAACCCAUGGACACGCUGGAAGAUCCUCAAGAUUCAGCACCAGGACGCGAGAACGGCAGGAGAAAAGAUUACGGGGACGAGGAAAAGAGGGUGACGUGGUGCCAUCGCAUGAAGACGACGCGAGACCACGCCGAGAUCCCAGAGCUCAUCGAAGUCCUGGGCCUAGACGUUUCCCAGAGCGCUGGCCGCAACUCGGUAACGUCUGCCCGGAAGGGCAAGGGCCAGAGCAUGGCUCAGGAGAUCCGGAAACUGAGCGCUGAAAGGGCUCGGACGCCUGAGACAUGAAUGUAUACGACAUGACAGAUCUGCUUGUGGUUUUGGGAUUGCUGGUUUGACACAGCGCUGGAGUAGGGAUUCAUGGUGUUCUUUUUUUCUUUCCUUUGUUUUGCAUAGCUCAGUCGUGUUACAAAAUGUUCUUGAUGCUCAUGACACAUAGCUUAGAUAUAGUAUUUAGAAGUGAUAUCCAUUGACAUUGGUCAACAGAACAUAUAAACCAAGCUACUUCUAUCUUACUCAUUCGCCCUACUCGUGCACCCAGCUGCCGUCUUCCCGACUCUGGAUGACUUCGUCUACUUUAAGUCUAUACUUGAUAAUCUCAUCCCCGUUUACCAAGUCAUUCUCCACAGCCCUUCGGUCCCCUUCCUCGAGGUCCUUUACAAUACCUGCUCUCACAUGCCUCUCCCUCAAUCUCCUCCUCGCAACCUCAUAGUCGACUUCGACGAACCAUAGCUCAUCUAGUAGCCCCGCCGCAUCGCGCCACACAUCCUGAUCCAGGGCGAGAUAGUUGCCCUCCAGCACGACGAUGCGGUGCUCCGGCCUGACCUCAAUGUCAUCGUCUCGCGGAUCUUUGAGAGCAUGAUCAAAUGAUGGUGCGAGGACAGGUUCCGACGGGAUCGGAGUCGCAGACAGAGCUUGAACAAGGGCCAAGAAUUUGGGAGCGUCAAAGGUGAAGGCUGCCCCGCGGCGGAAGUGGGCCGUAGCUGGGUCGGGCAUGGCUGAGAGGGCAGCGCGGGUGAGGUGGAAGCCGUCCAUGGGGACAAAAGUUGCGGGAGGAGGAGACGAGGGGUCCGCGCGGGCAUUGAGGCGUGCAGUGAUGAUCUGGGACAAGGUUGUCUUGCCGGAACCUGGGAUGCCAGCGACGCCGAUUAAUAGCCUCUUAUCCUUGGGCGUCUCCUCAAACUUCUUCCACGCCUUUUCAACGAGUCUUUCAACUUGAGUAUUCAUG